AUGGAUGAAGAUCAUGAAAUCCUUACUAACAAACGCCAGAUUCUUGAGUCUAAAGCAGUGGCAUUGCAACGUUUAGUUGAUCACAUUAAUGUAGAACUAACAGCAAAUAACUUACAACAUGUAGAAUCUAUUGUAAAUAAUUUAAACCAUGCUUUUACUAUUCUCUCAGAUAUAGAAAAAGCAAAAAGCCAUAGAAAACGACGUACAACAUGGA
Molecule: messenger RNA, 214 nt
Organism: Dentiscutata heterogama
Lineage: Eukaryota; Fungi; Glomeromycota; Glomeromycetes; Diversisporales; Gigasporaceae
Source: the annotation of a GenBank genome assembly